Messenger RNA from Poecilia reticulata (guppy), 864 nucleotides. RefSeq names its product small ribosomal subunit protein eS27-like. Gene Ontology annotation, molecular function: structural constituent of ribosome. Gene Ontology annotation, biological process: translation. Lineage: Eukaryota; Metazoa; Chordata; Actinopteri; Cyprinodontiformes; Poeciliidae. Gene Ontology annotation, cellular component: ribosome. The record is from RefSeq and is a predicted model, not a curated record.
UGCUCAACCUCCUUCAGCACCAAACCUCAGAGUUGUGAAAGGAGCAGGUGAAUCACGGAGCAGAUUAGUCUCACUUCAACUCUUCUCUUUUGUAUUGGACAAAACAUCUGGGCUGAUUUCAAUAAUCAUGUCUCUGGCAAAGGACUUGUUGUACCCCAGUCUGGCAGACGAGAGGAGGAAACACAAGAAGAAGAGGCUGGUGCAGAACCCCAACUCCUACUUCAUGGAUGUCAAAUGCAUAGGCUGCUACAGGAUCUCCACCAUCUUCAGCCAUGCCCACACAGUGGUGGCCUGCCCCGGCUGCUCUGUGAUCCUCUGCAGGCCACGAGGGGGGAAAUGCAGACUGACAGCAGGCUGUGCCUUCAGGAAGAAAUGUUCCUGAGAUGCAAUUUGCCAUGACAGCCACUAGGAGGCAGCAGAGGGGACCAUGAAAAGAUCUGAGCCACUCCGUGUGGCUUAAUAGAGACAUCACCUCUAUGCUAUUUGCAACUUGUAAUUUCGGGGUAAUUUGACCCUCUUGUGGGUUUUAAUGACGACACGAACAUAGGACCACGCUUGUACACUCCAUUAUGCUCAGUGAAAAAUGUAUGAAGGCAAUUAUAGCACAGAAAAACCUCAAAAUGCAAAAGGAGUCAAAUGAAUCAGAACUUCUGUAAAACAUUUAUUGAGGGCUGAACAUGGAGGGGGUGGUAAAUGAAACAAAAAGAACAGGGCCUCAAUCAAAUUUUUAGGCCCCCUCCUAGGCCUUGACAUAAGCUGAGACCAUCACAAAAAAUAAAAUAAAACAUUUAAAGAUUUAAUUGUCUGUGUCAUGUGUUCUUUGGUCUUUGCAUUUCCCUUGGAAAAUAAAGAAGUGGCAUAAAA